Molecule: messenger RNA, 4260 nt
Organism: Symbiodinium sp. CCMP2456
Lineage: Eukaryota; Dinophyceae; Suessiales; Symbiodiniaceae
Source: the annotation of a GenBank genome assembly
AUGGCUUCCUGCGUCUUGCUUGCCUUCGCUGCCGCAGUCUCGGCGACCAAUGCGCAGGAGACGCUACGCAUUGCGGGCUCGUCCACCGUAUUUCCAGUAGUCAAUGCGUGGUCGCAAACGGCACAGAUGCAGGCGUUGUACAACUUGAUCGUGGAAGGAGGUGGUUCCAGCACGGGGGCUCGCCGCCUUUGCGCCAACCGCACGGACCCCACCCACGUGGAUAUUGGCGACAUGUCAAGAGAUUGGAGAACUUCUGAAGCGUUACGGUUGGAUGAUGGCUACACGUUGGAGUGUCUUGCAUCCAAGCAGCGAGUGACACAGAUCAUCGUGGGCAUCGAUGGUCUUGGCGUUGUCGUGGCCAAGAACAGCGCCGGCCACAAUUGCGUCACUGACCCCACCAUGGGCGGCCUCACUCUGGCGCAGCUCCGGUGGAUGUUCACGGAUAUGACGGAUGCGCAGCUUGCCGCAGCCGGGCUGGACAUGACUUCGGUGCUUCCUAACAACGAUGGUGACGGCAUCAAGGAAUGGAGUGACCUGAGCCCGCAGUGUGAGGAGACUCCCAUCAACAUCUACGGCCCCGGCUCGGCAUCCGGCACUCACGAUUUCUUCGCUGAGGUGGUUCUGGAUGGCUUCGAGGACACGGAGAACUUCCCUACCUGCGACCAUACCCUGAACCAGGACCUCGAAGCGUUGACGGCACAGGCCGACAUUGAAAACUUCAUACAGACACAGCGUCCUGUCAACUGCUACAUGGAGUCAGAAAUCGACGAGAAGAUCCUGGAAUGGACCCUUACCGACUACGGUGGUGUGGCCUACUUCGGCUUCGCCUACUUUGCUCAGAAUUCCGCCACGCUGACUGUAGCUCGGAUUGCUCAGGACAAGGUGAAGGGUGUCAAGGACACGCUGGAUGCGAAGAUUGAGCCCUCGUCCUACUCCAUCACAGAUGGGUCCUACGCAGUCUUCCGGCGCAGCUUAUACAUGAACGUGGACAAUGAAGCCUGGGACCGCGCACAAGCUUUCAUGCAGUACGGCUUCACUAAUGCUGGUCAGAAGUCAGUCUCCGAUGUCGGCUACGUUGCCAUCAACGCCAACCUCAGGAACCGGAUGGAGCAACGGAUUGCGCAAAAAGGGAAUGCUCAGGCGGAUUACGUUCCCGUCGCGCCAGAGGUCUGCUUCAACGGAACCGAACUCUUCGAGGAGGAGUACCUGAACCAGUUCGGCAACCCAAAGAUUCGCUACAGCUGCAACGACUGCAUUCCAGGCUAUUUCAAGCAGUUGAACACUCCGACGAAGUGCAGAAAAUGCCAGGCCGGCGCGGUUACUUCCAUUGCCGGACAGUCGGCCUGCGACUUCUGUUUGCCAGGGACGUUCGCGGAAGAAGGCUCAACGAACUGCACAGCCUGCCCCAAGAACUACAUUGCAGCUGCUCCAGGUGCUGGCAGGUGCGAUGCUUGCGGCGCUGGCCACCAGACAGAGGACGCGGGCUCUUCAGCCUGCCUACGCUGUGGACUUGGCACAUACAGGACCACUUCUGACUCGGCGUGCCUCUCCUGCCCGCCAGGGCUCACGACGGCAUUCAUGGCAGCAGAGAAGCUCGAAGACUGCGUCUGCGAGGCAGGCACCUACCGCAACGUCUUCGGCACCUGCGAGGCUUGCCCAGAGGGCAUGACUUGCGCGGUUGGGAGUGGCAUGGCCAACUUCUACAGCGGGAACACUACGUCCUACUCCGUCGACGCGCCCUAUCCUCAGGUCAAAGCAGGCUACUACACGACGUAUGAUGACCCUCUUUCGGUCUACAAAUGCCUGUCGGAGGACAUCUGCCUGGGAGGUGAACCAGAGACGUGUGAAGGUGGACGGGUCGACCUCGUGUGUUCAAGUUGCCUGCCUGGAGAAGAAUGGAGGGGUGGCAAGUGCACUGCAUGCACAGGCUCAAGCGGUCCGCUGUUUCUCUUCCUCGGCGGUCUCGCAGGCUGCUUGUGCGUCACCUUCAUGCACGUGAUGACAAAUUGGCCAAUGGUCAAGGGUAACAAGACAGUCAUGACGGCGGUCUACUUCUGCGGCAUGGCGGCCACGGUGGUACUCACCUUCGGUGUCUACGGAACGCUAAACGCUGUUUGGGGUCCGCCCAUGAGCUCGUUCCUCCCUAACUUUGGCAUCCUCUCGCUCGACAUGGACUUCUUGUCAUUCUCUUGUGUGAUGGGUCGAAAGUCGUUCACAGCUGAGUAUGUGUUCAAGCUUGUUGCCUUCCCUGUCCUGCUCUUGGUGGUGGUCACGGGGUCCUUCCUCCUGCAGCACGUUCCGAAGUUGAAGCGGUAUGCCUCUUUCAACCGUUCUGCGAUCCUCAAUACUGCAGGAUUUUUGAUGUCCGCGUUGUUCGUCUCGGUGAGCCUGAUGAGUUUGGAGGGGUUUCGCUGCAAAGCCAAUCCCAACGGGAAAGCAAUUCUCCAAGCAUUCGGUGCCAUGGUGUGCUGGGAGGGCGGAGAGCACAACACUCUGUUGGUAUUGAGCGUGAUUGCCAUCCUCUGCUAUCCGGUCACUUAUCUGACCUUCACAGGGAUCGCCUCAUUCGGGUUCGGUGCCCUCUCGGUGAAGUACGGUGUCGGGUUCACCACCGCUGUCCGCUUCCUGUCCGGAAGGAUGCAACCCGACUGCGUCAUGUUUGGCUUCUGGUGGAAUGUGCGGAAUUUCAUGAUCUCGCUGGUGCCGGUGAUAUCAAGCAACAAUUAUGGCGGGCAGAUCAUCCUUCUCGUGGCUAUCUUCGUAUUGUGGCUAAUCGGACAAGCCAAGUCUCAAUGCUGGCGCUUUGAGCUCCUCAAUCUCUUGGACAUGAUAGUCAGUGGCGUGCAGAUCAUGCUGUUGUGCUUGUUUGGCCUGCUGGCUGACGAUUCCAUUGACCGUGCCCUGGUGGGAUGGUGUAUCAUCACCAUCUUUGUCUGCGUUGUCCUGCUGCUGUUUGCGAUGGCGUCCAUCAAGAUUGUCCUCCACAUGCGCAGCAAGACGCACUACGACGUCUUCCUGACGCACCAUAAGGCUGCUGCGGCGCUGUCUGCCAGGCACCUGAAGACGCUGUUCAACAUGUGCUCCACUCUGAACGUCUUCCUGGAUGUCGAUGAGCUCGACAACUUGGACAACCUCAGCUUCGCUGUGAAGCACACGCGCAAGCUGUUGGUGAUGCUGACGAGCGACGUUCUUCGAAGGCCUUGGUGUGCCGUGGAGAUCGGUACUGCCUUCCUCAACAAGGUGCCACUGGGCGUUGUGGACAUCAAUCUGGACGCAGUCGAGCUCUCUGACGAGUUUAUCACCGACGUGACAAAGUCUUUUAGCUCUGCAGAUAUCGGCAUCUUUGCCAAGAGUGGGAUUACUGUGGAGGACCUGGGCAAGGCAUAUCGAUACCUGGCAACACUCCCCAGGACGCGCUUUCAGCUCUCGAUCCCCUUGGAGCAGAUGCAGCUUGACUCGACACUGGCAGCCGCUGGACAGGAGCUUGCUGCUUGGAUGAAGAAGCCGAAGGUGGUGCCUGUGGAUCCGGAGAAGUUGGUCUUCAUCGUAUUCAACACGCGCGAUGAUGCUCAGUGCAGCGUCGCUUUCCUUCUCAGGCAUCUCUUCCGGCAGCGACGCUGGAACCCUCGCCUUUUCUGCCCUGGCAGAGAAAUGAUGCAGCGCUCCAAAGAUGGAUCCUUCAAGCUGCAAGACCCCUCUGCAGCAAUGGACUUCGGGGACGUCCUCCCGAUGCCGAACAAGGCCGUGGCUGUGGUUUUGAUGUCAAAGGGGUUGCCCUUUGAUCCUGUUGCCUUGGGUGCAGCAGCCAGCAUCAGGCGUGCAGGCCUCGGCGCCCUCACGGUGCUGAGCCAGGAGUCCUUCUGGAAGCCAGACGAGGAGUACUUUCAUCUCCUCCGCAGCGGUUCUGUGCUGCAGCCUGCGGAUCUGCCAGUAGUGAGCCAGAUCGUCCCAGGAUAUUCAUUCACGGAGCUGGCUGACGCCUUGGCACCUCUCUACAAGAUUUUGGCGUGGGCUGUCAGCCCUGAGCAGAAUCAGAACCUUCUCCGCCAAGAGUUCAGCAUCAUCGAGGAACGUGCCUCGAAGGAGCUCGAACGCCGAAUCAUUAAGGUGGAGGAGAGAGGAUCCAGGGCUUCUGAGUGCUUCCCGCCCGGAGGCACGCCCAAGAGCUCUUUGGUGGAGGCACCGGCAGAGCAGCCCCCUGAAGAACCAACUGGUGUCGAUGCGGAAGAAAAGCGAGAGGUGCUCUCCGAGGAGUUCUGA